Colius striatus (speckled mousebird) is the source of this 1431-nucleotide messenger RNA. RefSeq names its product mitochondrial ribosomal protein S27 (gene MRPS27). The transcript is spliced from 11 exons. Gene Ontology annotation, molecular function: protein binding. Gene Ontology annotation, cellular component: mitochondrion. The record is from RefSeq and is a predicted model, not a curated record. The coding region runs from base 108 to 1280 and encodes 390 amino acids. Lineage: Eukaryota; Metazoa; Chordata; Aves; Coliiformes; Coliidae.
CUCCUCCCUCGGCGCCAUGGCUGCCCCGGUGCUGCGGCGCGGUGUGCUGUGGAGCGGGCGUGCGCUCGGCGCCGCGGCAGGUAGAAGAUCUCUUCUUUCUGCGGCCUAUGUGGACAGCUCAAAAUGGGAAAAGAGACAAAAAGAAGAGCAUAGCCUGGGUGAGAAAAGUUUGUUUCUUUUUCUUCACUUUGACUGAUUUAGCCCGCUUAAUGGACAAAACCUAUGAAAGAAAGCUGCCUGUCAGCUCUUUGACAAUAUCUCGGUUUGUUGACAACAUUUCUUCACGAGAGGAAGUGGAUCAAGCUGAAUAUUACCUUUACAAGUUUCGGCAUAGUCCAAAUUGCUGGUACUUGAGAGACUGGACCAUCCAUAGCUGGAUCAGACAGUGCUUAAAAUAUGAUGCACAAGACAAAGCAUUAUAUACAUUAAAAAACAAGAUUCAUUAUGGAAUUUUCCCAGAUAAUUUUACAUUCAAUAUUUUGUUGGAUUGUUUUAUAAAGCAAAAGAAAUAUGAAGAUGCUAUGUCAGUAGUAACAGAGAUUAUGCUGCAAGAAAAUUUUGAUGAAUUCUCAACACAGCUGAUUUCUCUCUAUGUUUUGUACCAGUACCUGGCAACGAAGUCUGAACAUACAUUGCAGUGGGAAGAGGAGAGAAAUCUUGGAGCAUCACUCCUGCUAACAGGUCUAAAGCAAACAAAUACUGUGGGCUUUAGCUCCCAGCUCUAUGGCUAUGCAUUCCUUGGAAAAGUGGAGUUGAAUAAAGGGCUAAGAGCUGUAUACAAUCUAAUGCCACUGAUCUGGACACCUGGAUACUUGAAUAGAGCCUUGCAAGUGAUGGAGAAUGUGGCAUCAUUGUCAGGGGACAACAAAAUCUGCAAAGAAGCUAUUGAUGCUCUGGAGACAAUUUUGCAGUCUGUCCUUGAAGCAAAACCUGGUCCAGAAUCAGCUGAUGAAGUCAAGGAAUUAGAGCAGAAGACACGACAUGCAGAUUCAGAAGAAACAGAACAAUCUAAAGCACCUGAAUACUACAGCCGAUUCAAGGAGCUGUACUCUAAGCUGCAUUCACUUGGCAAGGUUGAAUCUGAAAGCCUGUUAACGCUGACCACCCAACUUGUCAAGGAAAAGCUGCCAGCAUGUGAAGUGGAAGACAUUGCAAAACAUGAGCAGAAGGUAAAGGAGUGGGAGCAAGAACAAGCAGUUCUCAUUGAGAGAGAAAGAGAGUGGAGAGAAAAGGCUAAGCAGGAAAUGGAAGCUAGGAAGCUAGCUAAAGCAUCUGCUUAGCAGUGGAACUCAAAGAUUGCCAUAGUGGUAUGCAUUCCUCUCUCACCAUUAUUAAUAUUUCACUUCAGUCUGCUGCGAGUGUGACUGUAUGUGACUACUAUAUGCAAAUUAAACUUUUCCCAUUUUUCCUGUCUCCUAAAGUAAAGCUCAU